AUCGUACGGCAGCAGCAACCCGGGGUACGGCAGCAGCCGGGCUACGUGCCUCCGCCGGGGGUACCUGGUGCCGCUACGAUGACCUGGCGGACUGCUUCACAGGUCCCUCCUCCCACCGCAUCCACUCCCCCCUGGGUGCUGCUCCACCCAUCUUCCUGCGAGCGGGGGCGGUCGUGCCCACGCAACCCAACCCACAGCACAACACCUCAGCCGCCGCCGGCAGCAGCAGCAUGGGCAGAAACACUAGCGGCAACGGGGGCGGCAACGCCAGCUCUCCGCGCGCCACUCCGCCCCUGACCACCUCCCUCACCGCCGCCUCACCCCUCACCCUCAUCGCCCUCCUGGCAGCCCCCGCACCCGCUGCUGCUGCUGCUGCUGCCAACACAAUGCCUGCCACCACCGCAACACCAGC
Messenger RNA from Astrephomene gubernaculifera, 412 nucleotides. NCBI's taxonomy places the organism in Eukaryota, Viridiplantae, Chlorophyta, Chlorophyceae, Chlamydomonadales, Astrephomenaceae. The record is from the annotation of a GenBank genome assembly.